AUGUCUGAGAGCCAGAGAGUGAGUGAAGAUCUGAUGCAGAUCCUCCGGAGCUGCAUGUCGAACAAACCUCAGACGGUUCUGGAUCAGAGGAGAAACUUCUCAGUGGCGGAGCCAACAGGCUGUGAGAGCGACUUCUGGGGCCCCCACUGCACCAACCGCUGCCAGUGCCGCAACGGGGCCAAAUGCAACCCGAUAACGGGGGCCUGCGUCUGCACCGACGGCUUCCAGGGCUGGCGCUGCGAGGAGCACUGCCACCACAACCUCUACGGCAAAGACUGCAUGCAGGAGUGCCAGUGCCUCAACGGCGCCACCUGCCACCACCAGAGCGGGGAGUGCCUCUGCGCGCCUGGCUACACUGGCAGCUUCUGUGAGGAGCCCUGUCCUCCAGGUCAACACGGCUCCAUGUGCGAACAGCGCUGCUCCUGUCAGAACGGAGGAACCUGCCAUCACGUCACCGGGGAGUGUCACUGCCCGCCCGGCUGGAUGGGUCCGGUGUGCGCCCAGCCGUGCCCCUUCGGCUGGUUCGGCAUCAACUGCUCCGAGGAGUGCACGUGUCGGAACGGAGGCCUGUGUGACCACAUCAGCGGCGUCUGUCAGUGCACCGCCGGCUACAUCGGAGAGAGGUGCCAGGAGGAAUGUCCGGUGGGAACGUACGGCCCGCAGUGCGCCCAUAAGUGCGACUGCCUGAACCGGGCCCGGUGCUACCACAUCAACGGGGCGUGUCUCUGCAGCGAGGGCUUCAAGGGCCCCAGCUGCCAGGACCGCUUCUGCCCCGCCGGCCUCUACGGGCUGCUCUGCGACAAGAUCUGCCCCUGCAAGGGCAACAACACGCUCAGCUGCCACCCGCUGUCGGGGGAGUGCACCUGCGCCGCCGGAUGGGCGGGGCUUUACUGCAACGAGACCUGCCCCGCUGGUUACUAUGGCGACGGCUGCAAGGAGCCGUGCAGCUGCGCCAACGGAGCCGACUGCGACGGCGUGAGCGGAGCCUGCGUCUGCGCGCCGGGGUUCAUCGGAGACGACUGCUCCAUCAGCUGCCCUCCGGGUCUGCACGGCGCCAACUGCUCCGCCGCAUGCUCCUGCCGCAACCGGGCCUCCUGCUGGCAUGUGGACGGCGCCUGCAUCUGCAGAGAAGGCUGGCAGGGCGUGGACUGCUCCAUCCCCUGCUCCAGCGGCUCCUGGGGCUCCGGCUGCAACCAGACGUGUCAAUGCGCCAACGAGGCGGCCUGCGACCCCGUCAACGGCUCCUGCACCUGCUCAGCGGGCUGGAGGGGCGAAUACUGCGACGUCCUCUGUCCCGACGGGUCUUACGGGUUGGACUGCAGGGAGAGAUGCGACUGUCUCCACGCCGAUGGCUGCGACCCGCUGACAGGAACCUGCCGCUGCCUCGCAGGCUGGACCGGCGUCCACUGUGACAGCGUGUGCUCUGAGGGCCUCUGGGGGCCGAACUGCUCCUCCAGCUGCUCCUGUGAGAACGGAGGCUCCUGCGCGCCGGAGGACGGCAGCUGCGUGUGCGCCGCAGGAUACCGCGGCACCAACUGCAGGAGAACCUGCUCCCCAGGGUCCUACGGCCUGCGCUGCAGCCAGCCGUGUCCUCAGUGCGUCCACAGCGACGCGCCCUGCCAUCACGUCACCGGGCGCUGCGACUGCCUCAGCGGAUUCUUCGGCUCCCUCUGCAACCAAGUGUGUCCCAGUGGGAAGUUCGGCAAGGCCUGCGCCGAGGCCUGCGCCUGCACCAACAACGGCACCUGCAACCCGCUGGACGGCUCCUGCCAGUGCUACCCCGGCUGGAUCGGAGACGACUGCUCCAAACCGUGUCCUGCAGGGUCCUGGGGUCCAGACUGCCUCCACCUGUGCAACUGUCACAACGGAGCCGAGUGCAGCGCCGCGGACGGAGAGUGUUCCUGCAGCCCCGGGUGGACCGGACUCUACUGCACGCAGCGCUGCCCGUCGGGUUUCUACGGCGCUCAGUGUUCGGAGGUUUGCCGCUGCCAGAACGGCGCCGACUGCGACCACAUCAGCGGCCAUUGUUCCUGCAGGACGGGCUUCAUCGGGCCCAGCUGUGAGCUCAAGUGUCCGUCAGGGACGUUUGGUUACGGCUGCCAGCAGCUCUGCGAGUGCAUGAACAACGCCACGUGCGACUACGUGACGGGAACCUGCUACUGCAGCAUCGGCUUUAAGGGCAUCCGCUGCGACCAGGCCGCCCUGAUGAUGGAGGAGCUGAACCCGUACACCAAGAUCAGCCCGGCGCUGGCGUCGGAGCGGCAGUCGGCCGGCGCCGUGCUGGGCAUCGUCUUCCUGCUGCUGCUCAUCAUGGCCAUGCUGGUUCUGGUGGUCUGGUUCCGGUACCGGUACCGGCAGCGGGAGAAAGGCCAGCAGGCGCCCAGCGUCAGCUACACCCCUGCCCUGCACAUUGGCUCCACCGACUACUCGCUGUCAGGGCUGCAGUGUGCAGGCCUGCUCUCCUCUGCAGACUUGUCUCCCAGCAGCAGCUCCGCCGCCGGCUGCUUCUCCAACCCCAGCUACCACACGCUGGGGCCGUGCGGCUACGCCACGCACUACGCCAAGCCGGACAAGAAGAGCGCCGCCCAGAUGAAGCCGAAGAAGAGAUUCAGGAACAGCGCUCCGGAGUGGGGCGCCUACUGCAACCUCACUGAUCUGGGAGUUUACUGCAUCGACCGGCGCCUCAGUUACCACCUGGAGCCGCCCUGCAGAGACUACAUGAAGGGCUCUCUGUCCAGCACCUGCUCCCUGAACAGCGAGAAUCCGUACGCCACCAUCAACGACCAGCCGGCGCUCUGCAAGCACGCCGAGAGCAGCUACGUGGAGAUGAAGUCGCCGGUGCAUCAUGAGCACGCGACGCGCUGCUGCUCCGCCGCCAUCAUCAGCGGCGGCGGCGUUCCGCCCGCCAGGAACGUCUACGACAUCGAGCCGACCAUCAGCGCCGUCUCCGGCGCCGCGCUGCUCCCCGGUUACCCUCAGAACCCGUACGACCUGCCCAGGAACAGCCACAUCCCGAGCCACUACGACCUGCUGCCGGUGCGGCCCAGCCCGACCCACAGCAUCACCCCGCCGCUGCCCGGCAGCCCCACCAGCUCGCUGCUCUGAGCCCAGCGCCCUCACUGGGACGCUCCCAGUUCCACCAGUUGAUUUCUUUGUCACUGUGUUUGAGCGUCGCAGCAUCUGAACUUGAUGAACAGAACUUCCUGCAGAGGGAAGAAGUGACGGAUCUGUUGUUCAAAGGAACUGAAGAACUGAAAGUUCCUGAACCGUCGGAGCCGUUUCUCCAGACAGGAAACUCGACUCCUGACCAUGAAACCUCUUUGGGAACAUUUCUGCUAUUUUUACACAGUUUCUUAUUUCCUGCUCACAUUCAGAGAUCCAGCAGGAAUCAAAGUUUCUCUUUUCUAUGUUCUAGAUAUAUCUGUUCUAGAUAUGGACUCCUGGAUAUUGUUGUGCUUUUCUCUUAUUGUGUUGAGCUUCAUUCUCCUGCAUGUCAAAGAAAGAUAGAAAAAUAUUGAGACAAGCCCGAUAGAUUUUCUACUGAUGUUUUGGUUAAUAAUCGCCGUGUGACUCAAACACCUCCGACCUGACGGAGGCGCUGCAAAGAAAACCUCUCCUUCAGAAGUUGAAAAAAUCGUAGCAAAGAGUCGUUUCCAGAAAAACGCUUCACUCUCUUUUCAGAGGGAUGAAACCGGUCCAGCUCUAGCGCCACCAUCAGGUUAUAGCCACACACCUGGAUCUGAUCUACAGUUCACGGCUUUAGAUCAGAAUUUGUUUGAGAUGCCAACCAAAAGUUCCAGGUCUGUAUCAUGAAGGACUUCAGGUCAAAGGUCAAGGUUCAAACCAGAAACAUGGAAAGUUCCUUCAGGCCAGGAGGGAAAAUCAGGUGGAACAGAAACGCUUGUAAAGUUAAACAAAGAUGAACAGAAAUCAUUUGGAUGAUUCAGCCUGACAGCAAAAAAUGUGGGGUUAUUUAUAAUAAUAUUAUAAAUAAUAUAAUAUUUUCACAAAAUUAUUUAUUAAUUUCAAAACUGUUUCAAAUUAUUUUGUUUAAAGUUAAAGACGUAGCUUCCAAACGAAAUAUUUAGCUCACUACCUAAAUAUGUAAUUAUAAGCUGAAGAUUUAGCUUCCUAAAUAAAUAUUUAGUUUGGAGCAACAUUUUUAGUUUGCUAACUAUGUUCAAUUAUUAUUUAGUAUAUUUAGCCACAACUAAAUAUUUAAAUUGAAGCUAAAUAUUUAGCUAGCUUUGACACUUAUAAAUUAAUGUAUAACAUGAUGAAAAUCUGACUUAGAAAAAUGAGCGGCCAUUUUUUUCUUUUAUUACAGGCUAAAUAACCCAAAUUGUUGCAGUUAACUUUUGACUCCGACAGGAUCCGGUCAGAUGGAGGAAGAGUUGACAGUCCGUCUGGACUCACGUCUGGCCGUGAGAUGUUAAGAGACGGGAAAAUAAAAUCCUGAAUCCACCUGACAUGAGUUUUUCCACAUGAACUUUCUCCCUCCGUCACGCCCUGGACAAACAGAAAACCAUUUUUUCCUGUUUCACUUUCAUGGCUGUGGAGGCAGGAGCUGUUCGCUUAAGGUUUUUUGGUUUUUUUGAGGUAAGAUCUCCAAAAUUCUCCCUGUGAACAUUUUCUUUUUACUGUGUAUUUAACAGGGUGAACAUUUCCUCAUGCAUAGAAAACAUGCAUACAGGUUUCCAUAUUUACAACUUGUGUCUUUCCCAUUGAUUUAUCAAAACUAAAAUCUUAUAAAACCUCCACUACGACACCUUCUGCAGGUCAUGCAGUGAGGAAACCUUUGACCCUGCAGAUCAGCCUAAAAUCAGGCUGGUUUGUUAAAACGUUUUACGUAUAUUAAGUGAACAGACUGGAUCUUUUUACUGCAGAACCAUCGUGAUCGAUUUUUAUCUCUGGCUAGCUCAGGAGUCAGUCCGCUGAUUGUAACAUCUGUAAACAAAAGAUCAAAAAACGUGGUUGAGAGCAAAAAGACGGAACCCGAGGACUCGGCCUUGAGGCAUCCCGAAACUAAUCAGUUUAUCUGUGGAAAGGUGCAGAAGUUUACAUGUCUUAAUUUCAGCCGCGGCAAUAAGAACAUGACAAUCAGAUGUAAAACUGCUCAUUUUGUGUUUUGAUUCGUUUUUUAAAAUAAUUUCCUGUUCUUGUUCAUCUCUGACAGAGAAAUGUUUGAAUAGAUGUACCGACUGCUUUGUUUUCCCCACUUCCUUACCUGAAUAAAGUCAACCUGACUCAGG
Molecule: messenger RNA, 5252 nt
Organism: Poecilia latipinna (sailfin molly)
Lineage: Eukaryota; Metazoa; Chordata; Actinopteri; Cyprinodontiformes; Poeciliidae
Product: multiple epidermal growth factor-like domains protein 10
Exons: 22
Coding region: 1-3105 (1034 amino acids)
Biological process (GO): heterophilic cell-cell adhesion
Molecular function (GO): zinc ion binding; scavenger receptor activity
Source: RefSeq, a predicted model, not a curated record